UUUAUGUAAUGGCAACUCUUACAAAACCUUGUGUCAGCUGUCAUCGCGGGAAUUGAUUGAAUCGUUGAAUUAUUUACAGACAGACUACUUAUAUUUUAUUGAAACACAAAUUUCGUUCCAGGAAAUGUGUAAAAAAAAUUGAACGUAUUUGUUAAUUUUUAUUUAAAAUUAAAUUAAUUUGUAAUAUUUAACGAUGUUUGAGUGGGCCUAUAGUGGUGCUAACAGAGCCGUUCCCCGAAAUGUGGGGCCCGAGUGCGCAUAUUUUUUAUCGUAUAAUAGGCAAAUAAUUGAAACAAUUAUAAUAACUGCAUUGUGCUCAUACAUUUUAGUAAAAACUUAUCCAAAACUGGUUUUACCACAAGAUGAAACUUAUAUUAAAAGUGACCGGGGAGGCAAGAGAUUGCUUGUCAUACUUUUGGCCUUACUAUGGGGAAUGGAGAUUGGAUUUAAAUUUGCAUCUCGCACUGUAAUAUAUUUAUUGAAUCCAUGUCAUGUUACAACAUUAAUGCAAAUAUACUUGUUGGCUGCACCACCCAGCAGAACAGUGACUGCAGUCUUUCGCAUACACUUAAACUUGUUAAAUGGGCCUCUGUUAGCUUUUUUAUUUCCUGAAACAGCAUCCCGACAGAUCCCCGCAGAGGCUGCUCUAUACUGGAUACAACAUGGCAUGAUGUGUGUGAUACCAUACUAUCUAUUAAGAAUUGGAGGUGUGUACAAUGUAGAGCCACUUGGUGAUUUCAAUUGGGCAAUUGUUAGUUACUGCCUUAAUAUGUUGUAUCACUUCAUAAUUCUACAAGCUAUAGCAAUACCGGCUCAAGUGAACCUGAACCACAUGAUCUGCCCGGCGCUCUUGGACCCGUUCGAGGGGCCGUGGUACCGCGUGGCCGCCGUGCUUCACCAGGCCGUGCUCUGCCCCCUCCUCUGCAAGGCCUACUGCCUCGUCGCUGACUUCUGCCUCACCAAGUUCCCGCCCACGAAGGUCAAACAACAACUCAAAGAAUUACUACAGGACAAAAAGACAGACGACAAAAAAGACUUGUAGGUGCGUGUCAAAUUAUUUUUGUGGCGUUCUUAAGAAAUAGGUACCACGUUGUCGGUUUUCGAUAAAGACAAUUUCUAACCACUGCAAUCAUGUCAUAAUUCUUUAGUAAAAAUGCGCGUAAAAAAUUACAAUUGUAAUUUUCAAGUGAAAAUUCACACAAUGUCAUGACAUGCACAUGACAUGUGCAU
This is a messenger RNA of Cydia strobilella, 1230 nucleotides long. Its product is annotated as transmembrane protein 164. The record is from RefSeq and is a predicted model, not a curated record. The transcript has 6 exons. Bases 194 to 1042 code for a protein of 282 amino acids. NCBI's taxonomy places the organism in Eukaryota, Metazoa, Arthropoda, Insecta, Lepidoptera, Tortricidae.